This is a messenger RNA of Rubroshorea leprosula, 2460 nucleotides long. NCBI's taxonomy places the organism in Eukaryota, Viridiplantae, Streptophyta, Magnoliopsida, Malvales, Dipterocarpaceae. The record is from the annotation of a GenBank genome assembly.
UCCUCAACAUAAACUUUUCUUCAUUUUACUAAGUCCAAAAUGGCUAGUGCUACCGUACACACAUCUCUCACUUUUUUCUUUCUACUUAUUUUGGGUAAGGCCUUGGCUCGCGACCCAUUUGCUUGUGAUCCUAGAGAUGCAAGGACAGCGGGGUUACCGUUCUGCCGGACAACAUUACCAAUUUCGGAAAGGGUCAAGGACUUAGUAGGAAGGUUGACGACGAACGAAAAGGUUAGGCUGCUAGUAAACAAAGCAGCGGCAGUCCCUCAUCUGGGGAUUAAAGAGUACGAGUGGUGGUCUGAGGCACUUCAUGGGGUCUCCUUUACCGGCCCAGGAGUCAUCUUUGAUGAUGACUUCUCUGGCGCCACUAGCUUCCCUCAAGUCAUUACCACUGCCGCUUCUUUUAAUGUCACAUUGUGGGAAGCAAUCGGACAGGUUGUGUCAGACGAGGCAAGGGCAAUGUACAACGGUGGUGCAGCGGGGCUCACCUAUUGGAGCCCGAACGUGAACAUAUUUAGAGACCCUAGGUGGGGCCGUGGCCAGGAGACACCCGGUGAGGACCCAAUGAUGGCUGGAGUAUAUGCAGCUAGCUAUGUCAAAGGAUUGCAGGGAAAUAACGGCGACCGCCUCAAGGUUGCUGCUUGUUGUAAGCACUUAACCGCAUAUGACCUUGAUGAUUGGAACGGAGUCGAUAGAUACCAUUUCAAUGCUAAGGUAACCAAGCAGGAUAUGGAGGACACAUUCAAUGUACCCUUCAAGAUGUGUGUAACGGAGGGUAAUGUAGCAAGUGUGAUGUGUUCUUACAAUAAGGUUAAUGGGGUUCCCACUUGUGCCGAUCCUAAUCUCCUCAAGAAGACUGUACGGUCUCAAUGGGGUCUCAACGGGUACAUUGUCUCGGAUUGUGACUCAGUUGACGUUUUUUAUAAUGCCCAACAUUAUACAUCAACACCUGAAGAAGCAGCCGCGGUUGCUAUUAAAGCAGGUUUAGACCUGGACUGUGGGACUUUUCUAGCAAACUACACAGAAAAAGCUCUAAAUAGGGGCUUGUUGAGUGAGGCUGACAUUGAUGGUGCAUUGUUUAACACACUUGCUGUCCAAAUGAGACUUGGCAUGUACGAUGGCGAGCCAUCUACCCAACCAUUUGGUAACCUAGGUCCAAGAGACGUGUGCACCCCGGCUCACCAAGAGCUCGCUUUGGAAGCCGCAAGACAAGGCAUUGUUCUUCUCAAGAAUGAUCGCCCUUCAUUGCCUUUAUCCAAUCUCCGUCACCGCACUAUUGCUGUCAUUGGGCCUAAUGCCAAUGUCACUGACACUAUGAUCGGAAACUAUGCCGGGUUUCCAUGUCAAUACACAUCUCCGCUCCAAGGAAUCAGGAACUAUGCUAAGACAAUUUACCAACCUGGUUGCGCCGAUGUAGCCUGUUCCAAUGACACUUUGUUCGGAGGGGCAAUUAAUGCCGCUCACCAAGCAGAUGCAACGGUUUUAGUAAUGGGGCUGGACCAAUCUAUAGAAGCAGAAUUCAUUGAUAGGAUAGGACUGCUUCUCCCAGGGCGCCAACAGGAUCUUGUAUCUCGAGUAGCAAUGGCCUCUAAGGGUCCAACUAUUUUGGUCUUAAUGUCUGGUGGGCCAAUUGAUGUGUCAUUUGCCAAAAAUGACCCACGCAUUUCUGCCAUUAUUUGGGCUGGGUACCCAGGCCAAGCCGGUGGUGCAGCCAUUGCUGAUGUGCUGUAUGGUACGACUAAUCCUGAAGGGAAGCUUCCUAUGACAUGGUACCCACAAGACUACGUUUCAAAUUUGCCAAUGACAGAAAUGUCAAUGCGACCAAGUUCAAUUAAAGGCUACCCCGGAAGAACAUACAGAUUUUACAAAGGUCCGGUGGUGUACCCAUUUGGGCAUGGUUUGAGUUACACCAACUUUGUUAACACCAUAGCUAGCGCUCCAAAUGUGGUGCAUGUCCCUAUCUUUGGCUGCCACCGUUCUGGAAAUUGCACCUUUUCCGACCAAUCAAUUAAGGUCAGCCACGCAAAAUGUGACAAAUUAUCAUUAGUUCUUCACGUGGAUGUUAAGAAUGUUGGGUCCAAAGAUGGUACUCACACUUUGCUAGUCUUUUCUGAGCCACCAGCUGGUCAUUUGGCACCUCACAAGCAAUUGGUUGCAUUUGAAAAAGUACAUAUUCCGGCUGGUGCUCGGCAGCGGGUAAGAAUCCACAUCCAUGUGUGUAAGUUCUUGAGUAUCAUAGAUACAGCAGGUGUGCGAAGAAUUCCAUUGGGUGUACAUAAUCUUCAUAUUGGUGAUGUUACGCACACCGUUUCGCUUCAAGCUGUAGCACAUAGGCUAAUCAAGUCUUGAUUUUCAUUUAGGGGCAAUUGGGGGAACAAUAUUGGCUAAUUAUUAUUUCCAAGGGAUGGCAAAUCUAGGCAUGCUCCUCUUGUAAUCCUUUAGUAAAAGUAUUAGAUUUUG